AUGUCGCCGGAAUCACAGCUUCCGUAUCCUCUCCCGCGAAGAGCACAUCAAAAGUCACGGACGGGAUGCAAAAACCGCAAGCUGAGAAAAGUUAAAUGCGAUGAAAAGCGCCCCGUCUGCGCCAAGUGCGCCGUCCACUAUGUCAACAUUCAAAGGUGUGAGUACGGGGACCAGAGUCCUAUGAUAGACAAAUCGACGACGACGACAAUACCAGCCGCGGAUAAGAUGAGGAGUAGGGCAUUGAAGACGGUCCCCAUCCUGUCCAGGUCUCGUCCACAGCACAGAAACACCGGCUCUUUGGUCCUGGCUGGGACGGGAUCGUCGACAUUUGACCCCUUCACGCAACAUCCCCCGUCUCUGGAGCCAGACAUAAACCUUCUGAUGGGGACAUAUUUCUCCUCACACAUCUUUAACGUCUUCCCAUACUAUCCCACGCCGACUCUGAAUCCCGUGCUGGAAUUUUUCGCUCCCUUAAUCACAAAGGACACGGCCUUGUUCCACGUCACCCUCCUUGUGAGCGCCUUUUGGUUGGAACACCACCUUCCUCCGAAAGAACGAGUGAGGUGCAUACGGCUCUCCAAGAUCUGCAUGGACCUGAUACAGAAAAAGAUCAACGAACCGUUCCCGGACUGUGUCUCGGAUGAGACAUUGGCGGCCGUCGCAGGGGUGGCAGUCAUUGAGCAUGAAAAGGGCAGUCUGCGGCUAUCGCGUAUUCACGUAACAGGCCUGAAACAGAUGCUGGAAGUCCGAGGCGGUCUGGAGGCAAUCCGCAUCUCGAAUCCCACCGUGGCGAACAUGCUGUUUUGCAUGUUCGUCGCGACAGCCGAUGUCGAGUUCCCAUCCUGCGACACACAAGCGGUCGUCCAGCGCCCUCCAUGGUUCUACGAGAGCCUCCGAUCCGACCAGUCCCUCCUCGGCACUGGUGAAGAGCUCCCGGACCCGAGUCCAAUCGACUUUCAGACCCAUGGCGUCCUGAAGGAGUACUCUGAGCUCAUGCUGAAUAUCCGCAUGCUCGCCAUGACCUAUCAGACCGCCCACGACUGCAGCUCGGCCACAGAAUACCAGGAAGUAUUGACCUUUCUGUGCGCCACCUUGCAGCGGCUGCUGACCCUGCCGGUCCCAGACCCGCUGCUGUGCAGCUAUGAGAAUACGGUUACAGCAGCAUGUCGCCAUGCUCUGAUAAUCCACGUCUUCGCCCAGUGGUGCGGCCACCAGCCGGACCCGUCUCUCCUGGUGAGCACUGCCCAGCACGACCUGCUAUCCACGCUCCGUCCCCUAACUCAACAACGUGGAGUAAGCACAAAGCUACUUCUAUGGCUCCUUUCCGUCGGUGGCACAUGUCCAUUUGGACCGGCACAACACAAGUGGUACAUAAGCCAGCUUGCAGACACAGCCACCGACUUGGAGGUCCACUCCUGGAAGGACAUGAAGGCUAGUCUCAAACAGGUUAUAUGGCAUGAGUACCAGGAUGACAAACUGCACAAACAGCUGUGGGAUGAAGUGGUUCAGCUCGGAGAUGGUGAGAUUCUUCACGUUUCGCAGAUGAUAUAUCCCGUCUCUACUGGUGGUUGA
This is a messenger RNA of Fonsecaea erecta, 1572 nucleotides long. RefSeq lists its product as hypothetical. Lineage: Eukaryota; Fungi; Ascomycota; Eurotiomycetes; Chaetothyriales; Herpotrichiellaceae. Gene Ontology annotation, biological process: regulation of DNA-templated transcription. The record is from RefSeq and is a predicted model, not a curated record. The coding region runs from base 1 to 1572 and encodes 523 amino acids. Gene Ontology annotation, molecular function: zinc ion binding; DNA-binding transcription factor activity, RNA polymerase II-specific. The transcript has 5 exons.